AUGGAAAUUUUUGACCAGAGUGUAGUUGGUGUGUUUGUUCAAGUGCAGCAGAAAGUUGCGGUCGUCACGCUGGCCAGUGCCUUGCUGAGGGAAAAUCAUAAUGCGACUUGCGAUGAUAUUGACGUCCUACUUGGAGCAUACAAUCUUAAAGACGAGGAAGAGCGAUCGCGUGAGCAGUUUGAAGUCAGACGAUUCGAAGUUCAUCCUAAAUACCGACCUGGAGAAUAUUCUUUCGACAUCGCAGUGCUAUUUUUCGCAAAGACACCGACUCAAAACAUGGAAAUCAGAAGGUGCAUUCUACCUCCUGAAAGACCUUCGAGUCAGUCGGCGUGUCACAUAGCCAGUUGGGGAUACGAAAAAGAAGACAGGUCAUUAAAUGAUCGUAAACUGAUCAAAACCAUCGGAGUCAAAAUAUCUACUGGUCAUCCGAUGGCAAGCGGCGAAAGAGGCCAUCUGCUUUACGCUAGUAGAACACAGGGUGGAAGCCUUGUGGAAUUGCAAGACGUGGGCGCACCUCUCCUGUGCCGUGAUAUGAUCUUUUACAACGUUUUCGCCGGCAUCGUUCACAUACCAGCGUCACCCCACGAAUACCACGAAAUUGCGAUCACGAGUGUCUACGACAACGGAGAUUGGUUGCGACAUACCAUACUCUUGGGAUAG
Messenger RNA from Soboliphyme baturini, 660 nucleotides. Lineage: Eukaryota; Metazoa; Nematoda; Enoplea; Dioctophymatida; Soboliphymatidae. The record is from the annotation of a GenBank genome assembly.